AUGUCCUCUCGUCCCUCAGGUCGCCGGCGGCGACGUGACUUGGAGGACGACGAUUCAGAAGAGCGUUCUGAUGCGUCGGAAGGACCGAAGCGGCCUCGCCUGGGACGACGUGCCAACGAUUUCGAUGUCGACGAUGAUGAGGAAGACCACAGAAACGGGACCCAAGCCAAUGGGGUGAACGGAACAACAAGCCAUUUCGACAAAGAUGGCUUCUCGCCUGGCGCCAUUCGCCGCGUCAAAGUCGAGAAUUUCGUCACAUACGAAAUGGCAGAAUUCUUCCCUGGACCAAAUCUCAACAUGGUUAUCGGACCCAAUGGAACGGGAAAGAGUUCACUCGUCUGCGCUAUCUGUCUAGGCCUCGGCUUCAGCCCGAAACACCUUGGCCGAGCCGGUAACGUCAAGGAGUUUGUUAAGCAUGGCAAGUCUUCCGCCAUCAUCGAGAUCGAGUUACAGCGCCGUCCCCAAGACCGAUCACACCAUGUCAUCCGAGUUCAGAUCGAUCGUGAACGAAACAGUCAGAAAUGGUGGUUGAACGGCAGGGAUACUACGCACAAGACGAUACAGGGCCUCAUGAGGGACCUCAAGAUCCAGGUCGACAACCUCUGCCAGUUUCUGCCACAAGACCGAGUUGUCGAGUUCGCAUCCGCUACGCCCGUCGACUUGCUACACGAGACUUUGCGUGCCGCUGCGCCACAGGAGAUGCUGGACUGGCAAAAGAGCCUCCAAGACUUGCACAAGGAUCAAAAGGAACUUCAGCGUGGUUCCGACUCGGCAGGCGACCACUUGAGACAACUCGAAGAUCGGCAAAACGAUAUGCAGCAGGAUGUUGAUAGACUACGCGAAAUAGAAGAGGCUCAGCAACAGAUUGCUGACCUCACCGAUGCUCGGGCCGUAGCCGACUAUCUUGAGUCCAAAGCGCUCUACAAGGACAAGAAGAAACAGGAAAAGCUCGCCCAGAAGAAUUUGCAGAAGCUCGAGCAGGAGGCCGCCCCAUCUCUGCAAGCUGUCAACCGGAAGCAAGAAUACCACGACGAAGUGGCGACCGUGGUUCGCAGACGCAAAGACGUAUUGCGGCGAGCGGAAGCCGGUGCAGAUGCGGCGCUCAACCGCAUCGAGGAUGCUGACGAACAGAUUAAGGCGGUAGAGGCAAGCAUCGAGACCAAUCGAAAGGGUUUCGAGGCCAAGAAGCAAGAGUUAGGCAAGAUUCGAAGCAAGAUAGGUGCUUUAGAGAACCAGAAGAAGAACAAGCCUCCCGAGUUUAAUGCUCAAGAACACAACUCUCAAAUCCGAGAGAAGGAACAUCAGCUUCGAGAACUCGAGGCUGACCAACGCCAAGCCGAGGGCAAAAUACGAGAAAUCAAGGAGCAGGGUCAUGCCAAGAUUCAAUCGAAAAACCUGCUUAAUCGAGAGCUUGAAGGGCUUGAUUCUCAGCAGGGUCAGGUGAUCAAUUUCAUCCAAAAGAAGUGGCCUGACGUGGCCAAGGGUUAUCAUUGGCUUCAGGAGAACGCCGGCAUGUUCGAAAAGGAGGUCUUUGGGCCGCCCGCCCUCUGCUGCUCCGUUAAGGAUGAACGUUUCUCGGAUCAGGUUCAAGCACUCCUACACAACGAUGACUUCCUCUGUUUCACGGCACAAACUCGGGAAGAUCACAAGAAGCUCAGUCAUUACUUGUACAAGGAACUGAGUCUCUCCGUCAACGUUCGCUCGAUUCUCAGACCACUGGACGAGUUCCGGCCUAAGUUGUCCCGGGACGAGCUCAACGCCCUUGGACUUGACGCAUUUGCACUUGACAUGUUGGUCGGGCCGGAGCCUGUUCUUGCAAUGCUCUGUAACGAAAAGAAGCUGAACGCCGCGGGAAUCGCUUUGAAAGAUGUCGACGAUGCUCAGUACGAGCGCAUUGCCCAAGGAGAAGUCAUCAACAGUUGGGCAACAGGCCGGCAGCUGUACAGAGUGUCUCGGCGUAAGGAUCUUGGGCCUGGAGCCGUUUCGACAAUGACCAGGGGCAUUCAACAAGGCAUGUUCUGGACAGACCAGCCAGUUGAUGAGGCCGAAAAGAAUGAAAUUCGGCGCAAGAUCAGUGAGGUUGAGGCCGAGUACGACAUCCUGAAAGCCAAAAACACAGAGAUUCGGGAGCAGAUGGCUGGAUUCGCUAGCGUCAGAAAAGAGAUCAAUGACGAUCUGAAAAUGCUCAGAGAAAGGAAGAACGAGCUUCAGAAAGCCCACAAUGCCUACCAGGGAAUUCCUGUCAAGCUGGAAACCGAGAAGAGGGCCUUGGACCAGAAGAAAACAGAAGUCGAAGAGGCGAGAGCAGCCAACCUGCAGCUAAGCUUCGAUCUCGACAACGCUAUUGUGCACAAGGCCAAGGCCACCCUCAAGCACCACGCAGCCAUUGCGGCCAUUCGGACAGCACAGGAGAUGUUGCUGGAGGCCCAGAUCCGCGAAAUUGAAGCCAAGUCUGACGUCCAAGGUCUCAAGGCUAGGAAUACUGAGUUAGUCCAGAUGCUGGAAGAGGAGAAGCGGAACAUUGUCGCCUUUAGCGAGGAAUCUCAACGGGCCAGACGGCGUGCCGAAGAAGCCCAAAGCAAGGUGAUUGAGAUCUUUGCGAGAGACGAAACCCGAAAGGACCUUCUCGAGGAGCUGGCAAGGAACAAGACGGUCGAAGACAUUGACAACGACAUCACUGCAAAGCAGACCAGCAUUGAGCUCAUCCAAGUCGCCAAUCCGGGGGCUUUGCGUGAAUUCGAAAAGCGGGCUCGAGAGAUUGAGAAGCUACGUUCGAAGAUGGAGGCGUCAACAACCAAGCUGGACCACCUGAAUCGCCAAAUCACAAAGAUUCGCGAAAAGUGGGAACCGAAGCUCGAUGAGCUUGUCAGCAAGAUCAGCGAUGCCUUCAGCUACAACUUCGAGCAGAUCAACUGUGCCGGCGAGAUUCGGAUCCAUAAGGAUGAAGACUUUGACCAGUGGGCUCUGGACAUUAUGGUCAAAUUCAGAGAGAACGAGACGCUCCAGCAGCUCAACCAGCAUCGCCAAUCUGGCGGCGAGCGAGCCGUCUCCACCAUCUUUUACCUCAUGGCCCUCCAGUCUAUGGCCCAGUCACCCUUCCGUGUGGUUGACGAAAUCAACCAGGGUAUGGAUCCCCGCAACGAGCGCAUGGUGCACGAGCGUAUGGUCGAGAUUGCGUGCCGCGAGCACACGUCACAAUACUUCCUCAUUACGCCCAAGCUGCUCACUGGCCUGCGGUACGACCCGCGCAUGCGCGUGCUUUGCAUAGCCAGUGGAACGCACAUGCCCAAGGACGGCAAGAAGCUCGACUUCGCCCGUUGCUUAAAGAUACAUAAGCGCGUCGCGGCUGGCGCGUAG
Colletotrichum spaethianum is the source of this 3357-nucleotide messenger RNA. RefSeq names its product structural maintenance of chromosomes protein 6. The record is from RefSeq and is a predicted model, not a curated record. The transcript is spliced from 5 exons. Gene Ontology annotation, cellular component: Smc5-Smc6 complex. Gene Ontology annotation, molecular function: ATP binding; ATP hydrolysis activity. Gene Ontology annotation, biological process: double-strand break repair via homologous recombination. Bases 1 to 3357 code for a protein of 1118 amino acids. Lineage: Eukaryota; Fungi; Ascomycota; Sordariomycetes; Glomerellales; Glomerellaceae.